Molecule: messenger RNA, 4736 nt
Organism: Bicyclus anynana (squinting bush brown)
Lineage: Eukaryota; Metazoa; Arthropoda; Insecta; Lepidoptera; Nymphalidae
Product: phosphatidylcholine:ceramide cholinephosphotransferase 2-like
Exons: 2
Coding region: 405-1832 (475 amino acids)
Biological process (GO): sphingomyelin biosynthetic process; ceramide biosynthetic process
Cellular component (GO): endoplasmic reticulum membrane; Golgi membrane
Molecular function (GO): sphingomyelin synthase activity; ceramide cholinephosphotransferase activity
Source: RefSeq, a predicted model, not a curated record
CCGGUGCAGUGCCUCGCGGCCGCUCACCGGCAGUCAACGCGUGCCUUCUCAUUAUAUUAAAAUAGCGAACGAAUUUUCCGCGAAAUCCAACUCGACUCACGAAGUGUUCGGAAGCUUCGGUUCGGCGGAACUGUGAAGUUUUCCCAGUGAAUGUAUGGUGUACGGAAAGAAUUCCCCGCUGUUUUCUUUUAUUAAUGUCUUUUUUGAAAGUUUUAACGAAAACUUCAGGUCAGAAUUAGAACUGCGGCUAAAUUUCGUGUGCAUCAAAUAAAUUGGUUGACUUACGGAAAGUGCUAUCGGUUUUAAACUUUAACGGCUCUUUCGGAAGUUUGAAUAGCCAACGGAUUGUAGUGUUCCUUGUGUGCUGUAGGAUAGUGCGAGUGCGCGCGCUGCACUAGCGGCGCAUGGGAUGCGGUGAGGCGCCGGGCGCCAUGGCCCGCUCCCCGCGCCGCCUGGCUCAGCGCCGCAGCCGGAGCCGCUCCCGGGAACUGACGCGCCUCAGGACUCAGCUCAACGGAAAAGGCGCGAGCCCGGCCCGCGGGGAGUGGAUGACGAUCUCCGGCCGCUCGGGCGAGCAGCACCCGUCGCCGCGCCAGCUCCACCUCGCCGAGCCGCUGGUGCGCUCCGUGCGCGCCUACCUGGCGCUCGAGCCCGCCAAGCGGCCGCCGCCCGCCGCCGCCGCCGCCGCCGCCGCCGCCGCCGCCGCGCCCGCCUCGCCGCCGCGCUGCCAUGCCGACAUCGUGAGCUCGGGCGCGCGCGACGACGUGCGCGGCGUGGACUUCUCGGCGCGCCUGGCGCGCAAUGACCUGAACAACAACGCGUCGCGCCGCCGCCCCAUGCCCAGCGCGGCCGAGCUGAUGCAGCGCCAGCCGCUGCUGGCGCGCGCCAAGCCGCCCAAGGCCGAGCCGCCCGCCACCGACGACUCGGACGAGCGCGAGCCGUCGCCGGCGCGCCUGCACGGCGACUUCGUGGUGGAGGUGCCGCCGGGCGCGCGCGAGGAGCGCUUCCCCAAGGAGGUGUGGAAGACGGCGCUGGCCUUCGUGUUCCUGUUCCUGUGCGUGUGCGUCAACAUGCUGUCGCUGUCGCUGGUGCACGAGCGGCUGCCCGACCGCAACAGCACGGCGCCGCUGCCCGACGUGGUGCUGGACGCCGUGGCGCCGCGCGACUGGGCGCUGGCCGUGUCCGAGUACCUGAUCGUGGCGUCCACGACCGUGGCCACGCUGGUCGUGGUGUUCCACAAGCACCGCUUCAUCGUGGCGCGCCGCGUGUUCUUCGUGGUGGCGCUGCUGUACCUGUACCGCUCGCUCACCAUGUUCGUGACGGUGCUGCCCGUGUCCAGCACCACGUACUUCUGCAGCCCCAAGAGCAACGGCACCACGCCGCUGCUGGUGCUGCGCCGCAUGUUCUACCUCAUCUCCGGCUUCGGCCUGUCCAUCAACGGCAAGCACACCUUCUGCGGCGACUACAUCUACUCGGGCCACACCAUGGUGCUGGUGCUGAGCUACCUCAUCGUGGCCGAGUACUCGCCGCGCCGGCUGUGGCCCGUGCACUGGGCGCUGUGGGCGGCGGCGGCGCUGGGCGUGGGCUUCGUGCUGCUGGCGCACGGCCACUACUCCGUGGACGUGGUGAUCGCCUACUACAUCACGACGCGCCUGUUCUGGUCGUUCCACGCGGCGCUGGCGGCGCCGGCGCGCGGUGCGCACUGGCUGCGGCGCGAGUGGUGGUUCCGCGGCGCCGCCUACCUGGAGCGCAACGUGCGCGGGCCCGUGCCGCGCCGCUACGACUGGCCGCUGCCGUGGCCGCGCAGCAAGCUGUUCAGCCGGCUCAGCUAGUGACGCCCGCCCGCCGCGCGCGUGUGACGCACCUUCUGCGAGUGGCGCCGCAGCACCUGCAGCUCCUUGGGGCUGGUGCGCGUGCAGAUGGCCAGCGUGAGCGUGUAGUCGAACUGGUGCACCACGAGGUUGAGGUACACCGUCUCCUCCCAGUCGAUCUCCGGGUCGCCGAUGGGCAGCUUCUUGGAGUCCUUGCGGAACACCUCCACGUCGGUCUGCAACAGCGCCCGGCGCGCGCGGCCGUGUCCCACAUGAGAACAUUCCCAACAGAUCAUAUUUUUAUAUCGUUUCAAAUAAAGUACCUACGCGACUGUUAUCGAUGUGAGUUUUGUAUUUCCAAAGUUCGUCGCAAACAUUAGUGACUAGUCGAGUACGGCGACUGGUGUCGAUUCGGACGUACGCGACUCUCUCUGUGUCAAACACAAAACUAAGACUGUCACUCGUCUGUGCGGUGAAGCGAAGGGAGGAUCGUACAGCCGAGCAGCGUCGCCGCUGUGAACUGUGCCGGGCGGAGCGACCGAUGGAGGACAGACUCGCUUCACUUUGUUGCGACGGGGGACGCACGCUGGGACGGCUCGGCUCCGACGGUCAAUUGAUUCAGUGUUUCUGCGAGUUCUAUAUCAAUGAGCAGUACAUUCAUAAAGUAAUGAGCAGAGGCAGGGCGAGGCUCGCUCGGGCCCGUCUGACGUGUUGCAAUGUUUAUAAGUAAAGUUGAAUAUUGGUAAAGUGCGAACAAUAUCAAAUGCACUGCCGAACCCAUGGCAUCACGCAAGCGUCGAACCAGCACUCACCUCAUACUUGGGCAGGUAGCGCGACGUGCCCUUCACGUGGCGCUUGCGCACGAAGAACAGCAGGUCGUCGCAGUCGAUGGAGCGCUCCUCCUGGAACAGGAAGUGGCGCACGAACAGGUCCGUCCAGUACGUGGUCCCCUGCAGCACCACGAAGCCCGAGUCUGCAACGCGCGCCGCCGUCAGUGUACCGUCACCCGCGUACGUCUGUCUGUCCGUCUGUCGGCUCUCCGUCACCGUACAUAACUGCUUUAAUGUUAUUGUAUUUUUAAAAAAGUAAUUUUUGUAUGAAAUCGGGAUAUGAAAACUCUUUAUGGAAUGUGAUAUUGUGCUCGUGUACCUAUUGUGUUAUUGUGUUAUGCAACACACUAAUGCAGUUGUUAUAAUUUGUUUGCGCGCGAAUCUCUGACGUGCCGUCCGCCAUCCCUCGGCCGACAGUCGGAGGAUGGCUCGCGGCUGUGCUCGCGCAGCACUGCCAGCGUCGAGCUCACGAGUAGAGGUUUGUGUCGCACGUGUACGGUGACGUUGCGGUAAAUCGCCGCCUAACAUAGAGAUAUUAUAUAUUUUAGAGAAACGUUUAAUCUGAUGUAUUCUUUUCUGGUAAAAAAGUUAUGUACCAUAUCUGCGGCGACAGCCCGCAACGUCACUCGUAUCUCUGCCGCCGCACAGCCGCAGCGCAGCCGCGUGCGGUCGGCGUGUAACCGUUAAGUUGUUUUAGUUUAGCUUUAGUACUUCAAGUCGUUCGGCAGAGUGCCCUCUGCGCCGACAGGUCGAUGCACUGUAUUGUAAAUAUUAUUGUUAAUGAUAAACUGUUGCUUUCAUGCUGUACUGGCGACUCUGAUGAACUCGACCAUAAUAUAUGUAUUAAGUUGUUUUGGAAAAAGGUUUUAUUUAUUUUAUUGAUUAAUUUAUUAUUUGUUGAAGAUGCAGACAAAUUUUGAUGAAAUAUUCAAACGAGAGAUAUUUGAUAGCCCGUAAUAUCUAUCGGCUUCAUACAACUAUGUAUCUUAUACUUUGGUAUUACUGACAUGCAUUUAUAAAAAAAUAUGUUGCUUUGAAUUUAUUUGCAUGGAUAUUUCAUCACCGCGUGUCUGAAAUCUUAGUAGGAAGGUUGUUUUCAAUGUUUCAUGCAACAUUCCGAAACAGCGAAAAAAUCCCAUUUUGUAUAUUUACAUACAAAUUUAUAAACCGGCCAAAUAGUUAUGUAUAGGUAAAGGGGCCCAUCACACUCAUUAUUAACCUGUACAUAAUAGGAGGUGUUGUAUUAAAUGAUUGCACCUCUGCCGCACAGCGCACUGCUAGCUGCCUUGUCCACACUAAUAUUGUGAAGUGUGUUGUUGCACACAAGGAAAUAAAAACAUAUUUGUUGGUGAACAUCUAGGUAGGUUCUAAUCUAAAAUUUUCCAGUGUUGAUAACUUUCAAUAAAUUGCAAUUUAAAUCAUUAUUUAUAUUAAGUACUUAUGUUGUUCUUAAAUUUUGGAUUUCAAGAUAAUGAAAAUUUUAUGUAUUUAAUAUUUAUAUUAUCAUUGAAAUGAACUUAAAUAAUUUUAGAAUACAAUAGGAGACACAAUCAGGGUGGGCUUUUAAAUAUGAUAUUAAUCAAUGAGACAUUAAGGGUUGGUUUUACCAUCUUCUGAUAGGUGUUUGAUAGCUUAUUCACAGGUUUUAUCUUUUUCAUCUAAAUAUUAUACAGAGGAAAAGUUUGUGGUGUUGUAGUAAUCUCUGGGUCUACUGAACUGAUUAUGAAAAUUCUUUUACUACUAGAAAACCAUGUUAUUUGUUCUCAUAUAUUAAACCAAUUAUUUCUCAUAUACCCAUGGGCACCAAACUAUGCAGGAGAAACAGCUAGGCGUGGGCUAGUUUGACAUAAGAGUAUGUAUAUAAUAUGGAGCUAGCAGAUGUCUAAAUAUUCUGCUCAGUCCACAUUCUCAGUACCAGCAGUGGUGGAGCGAGUGCUGCAGAUGUGUGAUCAUUUGGUGCAGUGCAUAUAACUAGAUUGUGCACACGGCAGUGUGUGGCCCCAGAAAGUAUUUAAGGUUUAAUGUCUGAUGUAUAACAAAGGUUUAUACUGUUGCUGUUGUAAAUCAAACUUCUAAUAAAUGUCUUUUUUAUCAA